AUGGGUCCCUCUCAUGAAGCGAAUGCUGGGGUCACUCCGCGGACUACAGUGGCAACAGCGUUGCGGAAGGAUGACGAGAAUGGUUUGAAGGACUGUGGCAGCUUGAUCAACCUGACUAUGCAGCCUUUCUGUUCUGACGCCAUGCAAAAGCCAGGCUUGAAAGCAAAGGACUUCUUCGUUCCGGCUCAGAUUCAGCAUCUUUCCCAGUUUCCCAUGGAGGAUGAGGUUCUGUACCCGCCAUACACGAAAUUUCGCGUGGUGAACCGUGUGCAGAAUGCUUCUGGGAUCCAUGUAGUGCUGGAGACACGGGAGUUUCCCAACCUCGAGGGCUUGGUUCAGAAAGGCUUGUGGAACGAGGUCGCCACGGGCAUUAUCGCAUUCAAUGCUGGAACAACAUGGCAACAGUACUUCGCACGACAAGCCACCAGACUUGAGACCUGGUAUUUGAGUGGUCAGACAGGUCAAGUUCAGUUCACAGUGAUCAACAACAUUGGAAAGGAGGCCUUGGCCGUGCAGCGGGGGAGUUGGCACGCCAAGCACAGGAGGCGCAGCGUUGGAGCCCCAAGGCAGCUUUGGCAGAAGCCCCAUCAUUGGACCCACAAUUGGGCGCAUCAUGCGACGCACCAUGCCUUUUCGACCACUCACAAGUACGAAGAGCUGCUUCGAAACAUCUCGCGCAUCGUACGAAAGAGCACUGUUGUUGCUCAAGAAGAACCCAUCAGCACCACAAAUGUGACACAAGACGGAAAUCAAUUCAUCACCAACACCGAUGUGAACUAUACCACUGUGAAUUUGUCAUGGAUAUGGGCCCUGCUGGCCGUCCUCGCCGUGGUGCUGUUGGUUGUGGCGGCGAUCAAACUAGGAUGGAUUGGACCUCCUUCCUUGAAAGAGAACGAUUUGGCAGCUCUGAAGACCUUCUCAGACGUCUACCGCAUAGCUCAGCUGGAGCUUGAGGAGGAUGUGCUGGGCCACAAAACGGAAACCUUUUACUACAUCGGGGAACGGCAAGUUGCGGUGACACCGGCAUUGGAGUGGAACGACCAGUAUCCAAGUGCACUACGCGGCUUCCUCAUUCAGAUAGCAAAGAAAAUCGAUGACGGGCUGUUCCACUUCCAGUGUCGCGUGUGGAUGGAGCACGGCGCCUUCACGGAGCAUUUGCCGGUGAUCCUGGUGGCGCAGGAGUGGCGUCGCUGGGCCAUGGAGGUUCUGCAGCACAACUUGUCGCCCAAGACGGAGGUGAAGGUUGAAUUGACGAGACGUUUGGAUUGGAUCGAGACAAUCCGCGAUCUCAGCUUGAACGGUGUGGCGAACCUGCGCAAUACGCCGUACUGGGAUGACAGCGAUGAACUUUCGCUGCUGGUUGUGUUGCGAACUGACAUUGCCAGGGAAUUGAGAAGCUACGUGGACCAUUGGGAUGUCUUGGAAUUGCAACAGGGCUUUGCUGGCACUGCAGGAGAAGUGACUGCCUUCAUCACCUCUGAGUUGCGAAAUUCCAUUCGCUUCUUAGAGAGAAUCUACUGUCACGAUGAACUGAGACUUCAUCAGAUGACCAGCAAGUCGAAGAGUUGGUUCACACCGAUUGAACGUGAGCUGCUGGAUCUACAAGACUCGGCGCAGAUCUGGAACGAGACCUUUCCACGGUGCUUCCGAGACAAGUUUGAUAAUCAGGAGCAGUUUGAACAGUGGUUCAACAGCCGCACAAGGGGACGUCCUACGAGCUACCAGAACGUCGUUGCGAAGACUCCUGUGCUGAACGAUUUCGAAAGGACCAGGGUGCAGAAAUACCUGCCCAGCUACCAGCACUGGAGGUAUGGCUUGUCCACCCAGCAGGAGCUGGUUCGAAUGAUGGAAAGUUCCGUGGUUCUGAUCGACCAGCUCUAUGUCCUCUUGGACGCCGCCUUGCUGAUGAUGAGCCUCCAGAAUUUCGCAAGUUUGGGCGGUUCCAACUUCUUUUUGGCAGGUAUCGUGAGUGUUGAGCAUGCGAGAGGUGUCAUGGAUUUCAUUGACAAUGUCGUGAGAGAAGUGAAGCUUCACGUCUGCAGGAUGGGAGAUAUCGCGCAGGGUGGCUGGUCGAAUUUGCGAAGAGGUCGCAAGAACAGCUGGUUUUCAUCUUCAGGUCCUUUGGACAAUAUGCGCUUGGCCAUGAACAACGAGGAGAAUGUGGAUAAGAUCGCGGCGAAUGCCAGCGGUAUGAUGCGCUACCUGAAGGCUCACAUCACUAGCUGCCGAGUGGUGGACGGCAAACAAGAAGAGGAAGCACUGUCCAAGGAGAUCGAGUAUUUCAAAAGGUUCUGGGAAGCCCUCAGCAAGAAGCACCAAAUCGACGAGGGCGGAGAUGGACGUCGAAGUCGCAAAAUUAGCGCUUUGCAACAGCUGCAGGCUUUACGUUUGGUGCUGCGUGGCUCAGAGGGGAGCGAGCCAGAGACAUGGCUGGCAGAGCGGCUUGAUGAGCGUGGCCUCAGCCAAGAUGAGGUGGCCUUGGACCUUGGGGCCUUGCCGGAAACCAGGGCAGUUGAGGAGAUCGGCUUCUCAACCAGCAAGCCAGGAGCCACCAAGUCGGCGUCCAGCAGGUGUCGCUUGGCGCCAUCGAUGGCCCAGACCUUGCACCGACUCUUGGAGCCACUGCCAGGACCAGCCCUGUGUGCAGCCGAACCCAGUGGCGCAACUGAGAAGUUUUGGCGCUGGGCGAAGGUCUCAGGUGCGAUGGAGCGCAUAAAUCAGCAGUACCUCGCAGGUCGCUUUGUGUUGACAGCACUACAUUUGGCAGUGACGGCGAGUGUCCUUCACGGCCGCAGCGACCACGUGUUGUUUGCACUGUCGCCCUUGUGCCUUCGACAAGCUUUGCAGAUGCCCAAGGCUUGCCGACAGGGCAACUGCGCCAUACGAGAUGAGCUUUCAGAGUCAUGCCGCCAAAGCUGGCAGGUCAACGAGGCGGUCUUCCAAGGGGAAUUGACGGCCGCGCUGGUCUUCUUAUCCUUGGAACUGGUCUCAAUGCUCACAGCUGUGCAUAGCUUUCAAGCAGAGGACAUGAACUUUGUGGGUGCUGUGCUGCAUGCGGGAGGUGCAUGUGCACUGAUCCUCUUCCUGGUGAUGCAGACUUCUUGUGCCUACUUCCAUGUGGUGUUUGCGCUGAGCAAUGUGCUGCCUUUUCUCAGCGAAGUCAACAUUUGGCUCUCGGUGCUGAGGGGUGCACGGUUGAAGCGCUUUCCACCACCUGCUGGAGCCGUUGCCGUGGACCGGCUCCAGGGCACCACACAGCUCCGCUUGGCGGCAAAGUACCCGAAGUGGGCCUUCCAUGCAACUGCGCUCGCAAGGCCUUUGCGAACCUUGGAGACUCCGCUGCUACAGGCGCUCUUAGCACCCAAGUCCUCGAAGUCUCUAGGCUGCGGCUACUUGACCUUAGACGAGCGCCGCUGCGUGCUGUGUUUGAUGCAGAACGAAGCCUUGGCACAAGAGGUGCCAUUGGUAGGAGUUUGGGUGGAUCUUCGGGACCAGGAGGUCUCCAAUCUACCUACCUUAGCGGCGCAUCCCGCGGUUUGGGCAGCUGCAGCUCACUUUGUGCACCAAAGGAGUGCGAAAGAAAAGGUGUGGGUCGAGGCCAGCACCUUCCUCAUCAUGGCCGCUGUCAGACAGAGGGCCAUGCCACCAGAAGCUGGCCUUCUGUUUGCUGAAUUCCGUUUUGAGGAAGAGCCCAGUGAGGGCUUGUACCUGGCCUCUAUGGACUAUGACCAGGCCUCGGUGGCAUCCAUGGGUGACAUGAAAUUGGAAACUUUCACCGCUGACUACAGCGAUUUGGUGAAAAUGGCGGAUCAAGCGCCACACGAAAAGGUCAACAUCAAGGCACACUCUUUGGGAGUGGCCGAAAUGGCAGCAAGUCCCAAGCAAAAGAGGAUGGAGGCUGGCGCCGGCGGAUUCAGGCCAGAAGAGCCCCGCGCCGAAGCGCCAAGACAAGUGGAGGAGGAGUGCAGCCAAUGUGGUGCAGGUUACGUCGCAGAGGCUCGAUUCUGCAGCCGAUGUGGGCAGCGCCGGCCCUCAACGCCGGUGCAAACGCCCAUGGUGGAGAUGACUCUGGCGAAACCGAUCCCUGCAGUGCCUGCGUGGGGUGUGCCAGGCGAGUCAUCACCACCAGCAGCCACACCCUCGUCACGAAGGUCAGACGGUCCGGACGACAUUCCGUUGCGUCAGAUUGUUGGUCAACAGCAACUUCAACUGGGUGUUCUUCAACAGCAGCUGCAGAGCGUUCAGGACCUUCUGGUGCUGCUUGUGGCACGAGAUUCCAGCCCUCCCGUGCCGCCACCACCACCGGUGGCACCUCUACCAGCGCCGGCGAUGCCGGCAGAGCUGGCUGCAGCACAUGAGGCGCCAGCGCCGCCGAUUCUGAAGGCAGACGCUUGCAUUGGCGAUUCGGAGGUUUCAGUGGCACAUGCUGCCACCAGCCCGAUUCAAAAGAGUCGGAUGGUUAGCACUGGACUUCAAGCCGCCCCAUUGCUUCAAGACGCUGCAGUGGGUGAUGCAGCUGCGGACGACAAAGUGGCAUCCAAAACGCUGGAACUUCCGAAGCUGCGAGACAGCGCCGACACCGCUGGAGGCCAGAGCCCACGACCGAUGGAAACGGCAAGCACUUGGGCAACCAUGGGUGUGCCGCGCAUUAUUUGCCCUGCAGAUCUGUCUCCUUGCCGGUCUGAGGACGACCUGUCGGAUGGAAGUUCCUUGGAACUGAUGGCGGGCGACUUUACAUUGACGUACCAUGGGGACCAAAUUGGCUUUUACUGA
Cladocopium goreaui is the source of this 4773-nucleotide messenger RNA. The record is from the annotation of a GenBank genome assembly. Lineage: Eukaryota; Dinophyceae; Suessiales; Symbiodiniaceae.